This is a messenger RNA of Rana temporaria (common frog), 1149 nucleotides long. RefSeq names its product Bcl2 modifying factor (gene BMF). The transcript is spliced from 4 exons. Bases 26 to 652 code for a protein of 208 amino acids. The record is from RefSeq and is a predicted model, not a curated record. Gene Ontology annotation, biological process: apoptotic process; negative regulation of autophagy; positive regulation of apoptotic process. NCBI's taxonomy places the organism in Eukaryota, Metazoa, Chordata, Amphibia, Anura, Ranidae. Gene Ontology annotation, cellular component: myosin complex.
CGGCACUCCGCCCCCUAUUUCCUCCAUGGACUUCAGUGAUCCCGGCUACCGGGAGCAGCUCGUUUGGCAGGUGAGAGGCGGCUCGCGGAGUGCGGGGACCAGGAUGGAACAGGAUAUUUUUCUGAGCUCAGAUGAAUUGGACGAUGAUGUAUUUUAUCCUGAUGACUUUGGGUUUCCUGUUCAGCCUCUGACACCUUCAGCUAUGUUCACCCAUAGCCCGUCUUACACUUGUAUGUUGGGGCGUUUCCAGCUGUUCCCCCUUUCUCAUUGCUGUGGCCCUGGGUGCAGGAUCACAGACUGUGAGGAUAAGGCCACCCAGACCUUAGAGCCAUCAUCCUAUAAUCGUGAUAUCAUGUUACCUUGUGGUGUUGCAGAAUCCCCUCAGAGACUUUUUUAUGGAAAUGCCGGUUACCUUUUACAUCAGCCGAUAGACUUAGCUAUGCAAAUAGGAGAGGAGACACAACACCGGAGACUGGAGCAGAGUGCUGAAAGGCGAAUUGCUCGGAAGUUACAGUGUAUUGGAGAUCAGUUCCAUAGACUUCACUUACAAAGGAUUCAGCAAAACGGAAACCAAGUUUGGUUACAGAUCCUUAUCUUCUUCCGCAACUUGGUGUUACCUCGUGACAGGAACAGGGGUAUCAUCAUGAGGUGAGACUCAUCAGCGUAUUGCAAUCAGUUCCGAUGUUGAACCACUGGAGGACUCUGCACCAUAUCUUACAAGAUGCAAGGACUAUCUCUAUCAGGACUUUCUGUAAGCAGAUGGGAAGUCUGGUCAAACACUGCUGAGAAACUGGCUUGUUUACAUCAUGUUUAUGUCUGCAGAUAUAACCUGUGUAGUACUGUAAUAGGAUGAGUACAACGGAACAACGAGGACACGUGUAUUCUUCUCUAGAUGUGCCUUAUCAGCUUUACACAACCAAAAACAACACAAUAAAUUAAGGGAAUUUCCACUUUUGCAAUGGUACGUGUCCAAUGUGCAGAGAAGAGUACAAGCACUUACCAACCAUGGAAAAUACCUGAAAGCUCUUGUACAUGUGCAAUACUAAAAUAGUCAUUUACUAUUAAAGUAAGACACUCCCACGUGUACAUUUUAAAAUUAGUACUUCAAAAUGGCAAAGAAUAAACAAAAAGUACCCAUACCCAAAAUUA